Lycium barbarum (goji berry) is the source of this 1734-nucleotide messenger RNA. RefSeq lists its product as uncharacterized. The coding region runs from base 1 to 1734 and encodes 577 amino acids. The record is from RefSeq and is a predicted model, not a curated record. Lineage: Eukaryota; Viridiplantae; Streptophyta; Magnoliopsida; Solanales; Solanaceae. The transcript is spliced from 5 exons. Gene Ontology annotation, molecular function: zinc ion binding.
AUGGCUGCAUAUGAUUCGAAUGAAUUCGAUCUGUCAAAUUGUGGAAAGGCUGUUGUAUUUUUAGAUGAGGACAACAAAUUGAUUAUUUCCAACGCAAAACAGAAGGAAAUUUUUGUAGAUCAAAUUUACAAGGAUAAGGAUACAUUGAAACUUGUGUUGGCGAAUUAUGCUAUUCGAGAACGAUUCAAUUUCAAAAAUGAGAGAUCAAAUUCUAUAAGCUAUACAGUCGUAUGUAUGUCGCCUGAAUGUGAAUGGAAAUUACGAGCGUCAAGUGUUGGAAAAUCUGAACUGUUCAGAGUUAGGUAUUUCCAUGACGAACAUACAUUCCCUUUGAAGGACAAGGUAUAUUCACAGAGGCAAGCAACAAAUGUUUCUUACAUGCUGGCCUGGAGAGCUAGAGAAAAAGCUAUGAAUGAUUUGAGGGAGGAUCCUGCUGCUUCAUACAAUAAAUUGUCGGCAUAUGUGUAUAGCCUAGAUAAAACAUAUCCUGGAUCAUAUGUUAAAAUGCAUAAAUCAUGUGAAAAUGAGUUCCUGUAUUUCUUUGUUGCACUCAAAGCAUUCAUAAAGGGAUUCAAGUGUUGUAGACCAAUAGUGGUAGUGGAUGGUGCACACCUUAAAAGCACGUAUAAUGGUACAUUUGUAUCCGCAAGUACUUUGGAUGGUGCAGGUAAUAUUCUACCACUGGCAUAUGGUUUGAUAGAUUCGGAAAAUGAUAAGUCAUGGACUUGGUUCUUUGAGCAGUUCAAGCAAGCUUAUGGUAUUAGGGAUAACAUGUGUGUCGUAUUCGACAGACACGAAAGCAUAAUUAAAGCGGUCUAUCGGGUGUAUCCUACUGUUCCUCAUUUGGCCUGCAUAUGGCAUUUGUGGAAAAAUGUGACUAAGAAAUACAAGUCGAAUGAUGAAGUAUUGAGUCCUGUGUUUUAUUCACUUGCCAAAGCAUACACACAGGAUGAGUUCGAUAAACUGAUGGAAAAGAUUGAGAAUGUUGAUAUACGAGUAAAGAAAUGUUUGGAUGAUGUUGUAAGGGAGAAAUGGUCUAGGCUAUAUUCACCUGUUAACAAAGGUUGGACGAUGACUUCGAAUAUAGCGGAAUGUAUUAAUGGAAAACUAGUAGCGGCAAGAGAGUUGCCUGUAUUUGAUUUCCUUGAAGAAGUUAGGAGGAUGUUUGGGAGAUGGAAUUGCACAAAUAGGAAAAAUGGUACAUACACAUUCUCAACACUUUCGAGACGAUACCAAGAAAUGCUCUCAACGAACGAGUAUAAAUCGUUACGCAUGAGGGUUGAAGCAUCAACUGAAUAUGUUUAUACGGUUAAUGAUGGACCGCGGCGUUUCAUAAUUGAUUUGAAGAGGAAAACUUGCAGUUGCAGGAUGUUUCAAAUGGACGAAAUACCAUGUUCACAUGCCUGGGCUGUAUUAAAGAGUAAAAAUCUGACGGCUGAUGCAUAUUGCUCAGAAUUAUUCAAGUCAAAUACAGUGGUGAAUACGUAUGAUGUGCUGAUUGAUCCACUUCCCGACGAGAGUGAGCGGAAUGUUCCAACACACAUAUUGGAGGAGGUUGUUCUGCCACCGAGAUACAAGCGACCUCCUGGUAGGCCAAAAAAGAAAAGGGAUAAGCCAUUAAUGGAGCUGAUGAUUGGUAAACGUAGGAAUUCUUGUAGUACAUGUAGACGUCUUGGUCAUAACAUGCGUUCGUGUGGUAAUGAGCCACUUAAGAAGAAGAAAAUAAAUGUCUAG